Trachemys scripta elegans is the source of this 1989-nucleotide messenger RNA. RefSeq lists its product as uncharacterized. The record is from RefSeq and is a predicted model, not a curated record. Gene Ontology annotation, molecular function: monoatomic cation channel activity. NCBI's taxonomy places the organism in Eukaryota, Metazoa, Chordata, Testudines, Emydidae. The coding region runs from base 48 to 1001 and encodes 317 amino acids. The transcript has 2 exons.
AAUCGUUCACAUAUCUGAAUGUACUCACUCAGUCUUCAGACUUCACUAUGUCCUUUGAGCUGGGGACAAUCUCAUCAGAGGUGAAAAUGGCAAUUGGCAGAAACUUCAUUGAAAUAUGGAAAAAACAUUUUACUCUUAUAUCGACAUCGUUAUACUCGCUCAUUUUGGUAGUGCUUGAAAAGAUAAUGGAAUCUGAGUUUAAAUGCCCAGAAGAUCUGCAUUUGAGACAUUGGUACAGCAGCUUAUAUUUCAUUGUGCCAUUUCUGACUAUGCUUAUAUUAGGCAUAAUUUUCCAGACAGCAUGUCUACAUCCUUCUUGUAGAGCAAACAAAUGCUGCUACUUUGACAAAAAAUGCAAACCUUGUGUUUGCUGUACAGACAAGCGGGAGUGUAGUAGCUGCUGUGGCAUUUUUUUAAAGGCUUUUUUUCCUGCUCUGUUGUGGAUAGUGAUCCUUCUUCUGGAUGGAAGAUAUGCUGACUGCCUGUUUAAACCAUUCAAGGAGAACAUCACAGGAGAAAACUCACAUCAAUCAACUAGAGUUCAGAUUUCCCAGAUUUCGGGACUCGGUACCAUAUUGGUUGUUGUCGUUAUAUGUUUUGUAUACUGGUGUAGCAAGUGCUGCUGCAAGAGAGGCGACAGAAAACAGAUAACAGUGGAUGAAGAUGAAAGCGGGAUUCUACUAGAGCAAAAAGCUCAUGAGUACAUUUUAAAACAGAAGAAAAAGGCUAUCUGUCAAUUAUUUAAGAAACACCUAAACGAUGAAUACUUAGCUGACCCGGAAACAAUUUCAAUAUCUAUUGACAAGGAAAAGAUAUCUGGUAUAAUAGAUAGAGUUUGUAACAUUUCAAGAGAAGGCUCAGCUGACCAAGAAGGAAUACCAAUGGUCAACACUUCACCUCAGGAGACCUCCAAUCUGUUACCUCAAGGGACCGCCAGUCCUUUACGUCAAGGGACUUCCAAUCCAUCACCUCCAGAGAUAUCAGAUAUAUCAAGUUGUUGAAGGGUGUUAGUUUUUCUGUAUUUUAAUAUGACACCACAGAAAGACUGGUAACUGAUGCAUAUACCAGUAAUAACACCAAACCAUGACUACACAGCAACUGCAAUCUACUAAUUGCACAAAAACCAAAGUGGAAAAUAAGGAAGGACAUGCAUCCCCAGCAGUUCUGCUCCUCCAGCCUCUCCCUGCAGUUCUUGGCUUCCUCUCCCAUGCUAGGGGGGCUGUAGUGGGUUCCCCUCCCCCAUUCCAGGCUGGGGAGGGUGGCUCCAGGGGCUUCUCACCCUCCUCUGCCAGGCUGGUGCUCCAGGGAGGGCAAGGUGGAGGAGCUAUACUGUCCUGUUGUUCACAGGAGGGGAGGAGGAAAUGGCAUUGGAGCCGCCUUGAACUGUUGGUCUCUUUAGGUCCCUCUUCCCCCUUCUCCUCCUAUGAGAAUGGUGUCUGGAUGCCGAGGGGGAGAGAGCUCUGAGUGCAAAGUUCCAGAUCCGUAGCAGCACUACACCUCUGCUGGAUGAGAUUUCCCGAGGUAUGUGUAAACAUGUGACACACGGUUCAGAUGUGUAAGUCUUACAACUCAGGUGUCUGAGAUCUCCCGACCUUCAUUUCACGAGGUCUCCAGUUCUUCACCGUAAGAAAUCUCCAACCCUUCACUAUAAGAGAUCUCCAAUCCUGCACCUCAAGGGUUCUCCAAUUCUCCACUUCAAGAGGUCUCAAUACCUUCAUCUCAUUGUUAAAAUAUCUUCCGAUGGCCAAGUAAGUUUUUGAAAUGUAGAUAGAAGUUUGAGGUAAUCACAGUGAUUUGUGUUCAGGAAGAAAAUCCGAGAGACUGCCAAUAAUCCGCUCAAGACUGCUGCAGCUGUUAAAUAGUUUAAAUACAAGGGUUAUCCAGCAAAUGUGGCUCAGCUGUUUUUCACAUGCACUAGAUUUGCUUUAGCAUUUACUUUCAUAUUUUUAUGUGCAAGGCAUUUAAAAAUAAAGGCACUCUGAAACUCAA